CAAGGUACAUGCUGCCCGUCCGAAUCGCUUUUCUUAACGAUUAAGAAGGACGGUUUGGCCGAAAACGAAAUUAGCUUGAGAAAGAGACCGAAGAAGUUGUCAGGGGGCGUAAGCUAAAUCUCUGCUUCCUUCUCGCGAAGUGGCUCUGAUGUAUUCAACUGAUAUAUUCAACUUUCUGUGAACCCACCAGGCAGCCUCGAAAGAGCUCCGUUGUAAUUGCAGCUAGUCCAAGAGUGCUCGGGAGGCACUGGGCAUCAGGCUAUGUUAUUUUACGUUUUGCUAUUUCAGCUGCUUAGAAAUUUGUCUGCAUUUCCUCACUGCUCAAUACAAAUCAAGGAAUCAAAGGGUGCAAUAGAAGAAGUAUUCAUCCUUGCAGAGAAAUCUAAUUUAUUCAUUGGACGGCGUCUUCAAUACAACCGAUUUGACUUUGAACUAAUAACUCAAGGAGAUCUUGAAAGAGAAUGUUAUGAAGAGCAAUGCAAUUUUGAGGAAGCAAGGGAAAUUUUUGGAGAUUCAAGAAAGACAAUGUCUUUUUGGAAUGAAUAUACUCUUAGGGGUCCUGGCUCAAAAACAGGUGGCAAAGCAGCAGAGAAGAUUGACGUUAUAGGACUUUUGACUGGACUGAUUGCAAUUGGAGUACUAUUGAUUAUACUUGGAUUGCUUAUUUAUUACCUGUGCCAAAAAAAAUGCAAACCAAGGUUACCAGGGCACAGAAGCAGCAGGAGGCAUAAUUGUUCCAUCAUCUUCCAAAGGCAAGAAGAGUUUGCUUUAAAUCCUGUUCCUCCUUGUAGUACAGGACAGAUAGGAUUGCCAACUUAUGAUCAAGCAAUGGCAUUAAGAGAAAAUCAUGAUUCUCCACCCCCACCAUAUCCUGGACGUUCAGGAAAGUUCAAAGUGUUCAAAAAGUCUCUCUCACUUCCAGGUCCUUAAUGAACAAACAUGACCUUUGUUGAAACUGUUGAGAAUUAGUCUUAAUAAAAGACGUGCAGCUGAAAUGCUACAGUAUAGCAUUCUAAGACAGUGAAAAGAAUAUCUGAAGAUGCCUAUGAUGGACUAAAUGGUGUCAGGUAACAAGGAACCCAUUUCUCCAAUGUUCUGAUAAUUAAGGAUGAAAGACUCUUUUUAUGAUAUUUCCAUUUAUAUGUGAAAACCUAUACUGAACUUGGCUCCUGUGCAUUUUGAGCCACUGAGUAAACUGAUGUGCAGUUUUUCCUGUUUCUUAUAACAGAAAAGUUUUAUUUCCAAUUCUAAAAAUUGCACUAGUUUUCUAUUUUAAAGGAAAAAAUAUUUUUCUUUUGAAUUUUCUCUCAUGAUAAAAAUGUGCUUGUGUCAGUUUUUGAUUCCUGGUGAUCGCCUGAUCUAGUCCUUACAGUUGUUGGUAAUAAUGUUGGCAGAAGUGCUUUGCCAUGGCUGCCUUUCUAGGGCUAAGAGAAAGUGACUGGCCCUAUUUCACCUUUGUGCCUACGGCAGGAUUAGAACUUAGUCUCCUGGUUUCUGCCCGAUGCCUUAAUCACUACACCAAACUGGCUCUCCUGUGAUAAAAAUGCUAACACAUUAAAAUUUCAAUUAUCUAAUUGAAUAUUUGAUCUAUUUCUUAUAUUAGGAAGAAUAUAUCCAUGUGGGUGUUAUCAAUAAGUUUUUAUAAAUAAAAUAACUAUUUGUACCUAGUCCGUUUUCUUUGUUAAUGCCAAUUAAAUAAUGAAUCUGAAAGAAAAUGUCUGAUAUCUGAAAAACUGCCUUGCUUUAUGAAGCCAAAGAUCAGUUUAGAUGUUAAACAGACUUUCAUGAGAAGCUCACAAACAAGACAUGAUGUAAGAGCUACUCUUUCAUUACUUAUUUGAAGGGCAAU
This is a messenger RNA of Protobothrops mucrosquamatus (brown spotted pit viper), 1849 nucleotides long. It is a transcript of the gene PRRG4, whose product is annotated as proline rich and Gla domain 4. The record is from RefSeq and is a predicted model, not a curated record. Lineage: Eukaryota; Metazoa; Chordata; Lepidosauria; Squamata; Viperidae. Gene Ontology annotation, cellular component: extracellular region. Gene Ontology annotation, molecular function: calcium ion binding. Bases 262 to 930 code for a protein of 222 amino acids. The transcript has 6 exons.